Molecule: messenger RNA, 902 nt
Organism: Vanrija pseudolonga
Lineage: Eukaryota; Fungi; Basidiomycota; Tremellomycetes; Trichosporonales; Trichosporonaceae
Gene: EMC2
Product: ER membrane protein complex subunit 2
Exons: 6
Coding region: 22-879 (285 amino acids)
Biological process (GO): protein folding in endoplasmic reticulum
Cellular component (GO): EMC complex
Molecular function (GO): protein binding
Source: RefSeq, a predicted model, not a curated record
CACACCUAGACCACAAACACAAUGUCCCAGGCCGACAUAGACCAGCUCGCGCGCUGGCGGACGCUCGGCGCACGGAACUCGGAGGACGUGGUGCGCCUGGCGCCGGGAGUGCUCGCCGCGGGUGGGCUGGGCGACACUGAGUGGGCUGUCCGCGAGCAGCUCGCGAUCGCCGCGCUUGACCUUGGGCGGAUCAAGCUUGCCACUACACAAAUCAACGCCCUCGAGUCGCAGUUCCGUGCCUCGCCCCGCGUCGACCUGCUCCUCGGGCUCAAGCUCGAGGCGGUGGGCGACCUCGAGCGCGCGGGCAAGGUGUACUCUGCGCUGUUGAAGACUGACGCGACGAACGUGUCGGCCCACCAGCGCAUCAUCGCGCUGAGCGCCACGCCGACCGAGACGAUCCAGCGCCUGCUCGCCUACCUCGACACGUUCUACGCCGACCCGGCCGCCUGGUCGCUCCUCGCCGAGGCGUACGCCAACGAGGGCGCGUACGCGCAGAGCCUGGCCGCGCUGGGCCACCUGCAGCUCCUGCAGACGUGGGACUCGCAGGCGGUCGUGCGUGCCGGCGAGACGGCAUACACGUUGAAAGACUACCCCCUCGCGCUCAAGUACUUCCUCCGCGCGGUCGAGAUGGAGACGCCGGUCGCGGGCAAGGCGGAAGGCCACCGCUCCCGCGCAUGGUGGGGCGUCAAGCUGGCCGCCAAGCGCCUCCUUGACCCCAAGCACGCCGACACCGAAACCUCGCUCCCAGAGUCCGAGCGGACCUCGGAAGCCCAGCUGCGCAAGCUCGACGCGCUCGCGACCGAGCAGCUGCUGGCGCUGGGUGGGGCCAACUUGGCUGAGCGGAGAACGGUGCUGGGUGAGGCUAAGGCGAAGCGAUAGAGACUUGUACUAUUCUGGCAGAG